CACACCCUUCCCCAUCCCGGCUCCGUCGCCCACCCGCCCCACACACUCAGAACAAGAAUGCCCUGCCCGGAACAACCCAGCAGCGCCUAGAUGGCUUUGGUCACGGUUCAGCGGUCGCCUACCCCCAGCACCACCUCCAGCCCCUGCGCCUCGAGCUCUCAUUUGGAAGACAGUGAGUCAGCAGUGUUACUUUGCUGUGAAUGUGAAGAAUCAGAGAUCUUUAGUGAUUCCAAUGAGGCAGACAGUGGGGAGGAGGAAUGCCGGUCACAGCCCAGGAGCAUCAGUGAAAGCUUUCUAACUGUCAAAGGUGCUGCCCUUUUUCUGCCACGAGGAAAUGGAUCAUCCACACCAAGAAUCAGCCACAGACGCAACAAACAUGCAGGUGAUCUCCAACAGCAUCUUCAAGCUAUGUUCAUAUUACUUCGCCCAGAAGACAACAUCAGGCUGGCUGUAAGACUGGAAAGUACUUACCAGAAUCGAACACGCUAUAUGGUAGUAGUUUCAACUAAUGGUAGACAAGACACUGAAGAAAGCAUUGUCCUAGGAAUGGAUUUCUCUUCUAAUGACAGUAGCACUUGUACCAUGGGCUUAGUCCUGCCUCUCUGGAGUGACACCCUAAUACAUUUGGAUGGUGAUGGUGGGUUCAGCGUAUCAACAGAUAACAGAGUGCAUAUAUUCAAACCUGUAUCUGUGCAGGCAAUGUGGUCUGCACUACAGAGUUUACACAAGGCUUGUGAAGUGGCCAGAAUGCAUAACUACUACCCGGGCAGCCUGUUUCUAACAUGGGUGAGUUAUUAUGAGAGCCAUAUCAAUUCAGAUCAAUCCUCAGUCAACGAGUGGAAUGCUAUGCAGGAUGUGCAGUCCCACCGGCCAGACUCUCCAGCCCUCUUCACAGACAUACCUACUGAACGUGAGCGAACAGAAAGACUAAUUAAAACCAAACUAAGGGAGAUUAUGAUGCAGAAGGAUUUAGAAAACAUCACUUCCAAAGAGAUAAGAACGGAGUUGGAAAUGCAAAUGGUGUGCAACUUGCGUGAAUUCAAGGAAUUCAUAGACAAUGAAAUGAUAGUGAUCCUUGGUCAGAUGGAUAGUCCUACUCAGAUCUUUGAGCACGUGUUCUUGGGCUCAGAAUGGAAUGCCUCCAAUUUAGAGGACUUGCAGAACCGAGGGGUACGGUAUAUCUUGAAUGUCACUCGAGAAAUAGAUAACUUUUUCCCAGGAGUCUUUGAAUACCAUAACAUUCGGGUCUAUGAUGAAGAGGCAACGGAUCUCCUGGCCUACUGGAAUGACACUUACAAAUUCAUCUCUAAAGCAAAGAAACAUGGAUCUAAAUGCCUUGUGCACUGCAAAAUGGGGGUGAGUCGCUCAGCCUCCACUGUGAUUGCCUAUGCAAUGAAGGAAUACGGCUGGAAUCUGGACCGAGCCUAUGACUACGUGAAGGAAAGACGAACAGUGACCAAGCCCAACCCAAGCUUCAUGAGGCAACUGGAAGAGUACCAGGGGAUCUUGCUGGCAAGCAAACAAAGGCAUAACAAGCUCUGGAGAUCUCAUUCAGAUAGUGACCUAUCAGAUCACCAUGAACCCAUCUGCAAACCAGGGCUAGAACUGAACAAGAAGGAGAUCACUACCUCCGCAGACCAGAUUGCUGAGGUGAAGACUGUGGAAAGCCACCCACCCAUACCUCCUGUCUUUGUGGAACAUGUGGUCCCACAAGAUACAAAUCAGAAAGGCCUGUGUACCAAAGAAAGACUGAUUUGCUUGGAGUUUCCUUCUAGGGAAUUUCAUGCUGGACAGAUUGAAGAUGAGCUAAACCUCAAUGACAUCAAUGGAUGUUCAUCAGGAUGUUGUCUGAAUAAAUCAAAAUUCCCUCUUGACAACUGCCAUGCAUCCAAAGCCUUAACUCAACCUGGACAAGCCCCAGAAAUGGUCAACAGAUUCCCAGACUUAGCAGUGGAAGAUUUGGAAACAGAUGCGCUGAAAACAGACAUGAAUGUCCAUUUAUUGCCUAUGGAAGAAUUGACAUCUCGACUGAAAGACCUCCCCAUGUCCCCAGACCCUGAGUCACCAAGCCCCCAACCCAGUUGCCAGGCUGAGGUCUCAGAUUUCAGUACAGAUCGCAUUGAUUUUUUUAGUGCCCUAGAGAAAUUUGUAGAACUUUCCCAAGAAUCCCGGCCCCAAUCUUUUUCCCACCCAAGGAUGGAAGAAUUGGGUGGAGGAAGAAGUGAAAGCUGCCGAAUGUCAGUGGUAGAAGUAGCCCCUUCUGAAGUGACAGCUGAUGACCAGAGAAGCAGCUCUUUGAGUAAUACUCCCCAUGCAUCUGAAGAAUCUUCAACAGAUGAGGAACAUUCAAAGACAAUCUCAGAACUGGUCAGCCCAGAUAUCUUCAUGCAGUCUCACUCAGAAAACAUAAUUUCAGUCAAAGAAAUCAUCACUGAGAUUGAGUCUAUCAGUCAAGGAAUUGGACAGAUUCAACUGAAAGGAGAUAUCCUACCCAACCCAUGCCAUACACCAAAGAAGAACACCUUCCAUGAGCUGCCCAUCGAGAGGGCCCAGGCCCUGGAAAACAAGUCUCGGAAUCUGGAACAGAACGAGGGUUCCUGUACAGCUCAGCCAGAACUAGCCAAAGACGCAGGCAAGUGGGAUCCAGAAGGCUGCCUAGCCACACACUCAUUCAUGACAGACUUGGAAGAAGAGGAACAAGCUGAAGGGGAACAAGAGUUCUGUGGCCUAGUGAUGCACCCAAGUGCUAAGUGGUGCCCAGGCUCCGUAAGGCGAGCCACACUGGAGUUUGAAGAGCGCCUGCGGCAGGAGCAAGAGCACCAUGGUGCUGCUCCUCUAUGUACCUCUUUGUCUACUCGAAAGAAUUCUAAGAAUGAUACUUUUGUGGCAGACCUAGCACCAAAAGGGAAAAGUGAUGAGGCCACUCUGGAACUUUCAGUUGUCCAUAAGGAAUCAGAGAUGAGCAAGGGCAAAGGGGAAUAUAUUGGAUAUGAAGUUGGCUCACUGCCCCUGUCUGAGCAGAAAGUCAUGGCUCCAGCAUCCAUGCUGCUGGAGUUUCACCCCGUGUCAGCCCCUCAGGACUGUCCAGGGUCAGAUGCUAGAACGCAGCAGGAAGAAGUCCUGAAGGAGCAAAGGGCUGUGCUUUCAGGCCAAGGGUCUGAGACACAAGCCGUGCUUCUUUCCCUUCCCAAGAGGAUAGAAAUCAUCGAGUAUACACACGCAGUCACAUCGCCUGAUCACCCUGGGCCAAAAGCUGAUGGAGCCACCACCCAAAAGAGUGGGCAGCAAGGGCCGAGGGCAGUGAAAGCAGAGAAGUCCAUCACUGUGCUCUGUGCACUGGAUGAAAAUCUGAACAGGACUCUCUGCCCUGACCAGGUUGCUAUGCACCCCCAAGUGCUACCUCUGUCACAUGCUUCCUCUCCUGAGCAGGACAGGCCCACCAGCCUGCCCUCCACUCUGAGCAGCCCUGAAGACAGGAGCAACAGCCCAUUGACACCCCUAGAGACAACAGCACCUUUUGUCAGUCACACAACCCAUAUACCAUCUCCCGUGGAUUACCUGAAUCCCCAGACCACAGUUCACCUGGAGGGCUUCAUACAGCAAAGCAGCAGCACUGAUGAUGAUCCCUGCACACACCAGGGUAGCUGGGCGGAAGGUCAGGUGGGCCCCCUCUCCAGUGGUAAUGAGGUGUCACAUAAGUGCUCCCAGUUAAGUAGUGAAGACCUAAGCUUAAAUAACAAACUUGAUGACACUGUGGAGGCGUUCCAAGAAAAACUGGACGCAUCACAUGUAGCCUGUCGACUCACACAUAGCUCUAGUAGUGACAGCGUAAAGGGCCUCAGCCACUGUGCCAGUGUGGUGAAGGAACGUGCUAAAGAAAUUGAGUCCCGAGUGGUUUGCCAGGCUGGGCUCACCAAACCAUCCCAAAUGAGACGCUCAGCUUCCUUUGCAAAGUUAGGUUACUUGGACCUCUGUAAAGACUGUUUACCGGAGAGGGACCCUUGUUCCUCAGAAUCCCUUCAUCUCAAACUGCUUCAGCCCUUCAUCAGGACGGACUCAGGCAUGCAUGCCAUGGAGGUCCAGGAGCCUUCAGAAGACCCAGGUGCCCCCCAGAACCUAGAGCCCACCAAGUAUUUUGUAGAGCAACUCAAAACCACGGAGUGUAUCGUACAGAGCAAGCCAGUGCAGAGGCCUCUUGUGCAGUACGCCAAAGAAUUUGGUUACAGUCAGCAGUGUUCGCUCCCCAGGGCAGGACCUGAAUUGACUAGUUCUGAAGGAGGCCUUCCUUUGCUACAGACCCAGGGACUACAAUGUGUAGGCCCAGCUCCAGGACUGUCUGUGGCACCCCGUCAGCAACAUGGCAGAACUCACCCCCUUAGGAGACUUAAAAAGGCAAAUGAUAAAAAACGGACAACCAACCCCUUCUAUAAUACCAUGUGAUUCUGAGCCUACACAUGUGACUUUUGAAAAGAAAUGUUUAUAAAAGGGGCAGGUGUAAUAUGUAAGAAACAUGCACUUUAUUAGUUAAUUUU
Messenger RNA from Chrysochloris asiatica (Cape golden mole), 4532 nucleotides. It is a transcript of the gene SSH2, whose product is annotated as slingshot protein phosphatase 2. Gene Ontology annotation, biological process: negative regulation of actin filament polymerization; actin cytoskeleton organization; protein dephosphorylation. Gene Ontology annotation, molecular function: protein tyrosine/serine/threonine phosphatase activity; actin binding. Gene Ontology annotation, cellular component: cytoplasm. The coding region runs from base 91 to 4440 and encodes 1449 amino acids. The transcript has 16 exons. NCBI's taxonomy places the organism in Eukaryota, Metazoa, Chordata, Mammalia, Afrosoricida, Chrysochloridae. The record is from RefSeq and is a predicted model, not a curated record.